GGUGACAAACCUUUUCCCUCACUCUGCAAAAUCCAAAAGCAAAAUCACAGCAACAAAAAGACCCAAAAAAAGAAAAAGAAAGAAAGAAAAGAAGCUCCAUAACUUUCUAUUAACCAGAUAUCGCAAAAUAAGCAAUGAUAAUUCGUCUCUCUCUGUCUCACCAAUCCCCUUCAAGGUACGUUUCAUUAUUCUCAUUCCUUCCCUUCAAGUUCUUUUGCUCUGAUUCCAAUCCUCCCUUAAGCGACGACGUUGACACCGUCCACCGCAUCAUAGCUAGCUCUACUUCUUCAAAAAACUUGACCCAGUCCUUAAAAUCAACUGGGAUUUUUCUUUCAAAUGAUUUAAUCGAUAAAGUACUAAAAAGGGUCCGGUUUAGCCAUGGAAAUCCAUUUCUAGCUUUUGAGUUCUUUAAAUAUACUGGAAAAAGGAAAGGGUUUUAUCACACUGCUUUUUCUUUGGAUACUAUGCUCUAUAUUUUGGGUAGGAGCCGUAAAUUUGAUCAAAUUUGGGAGGUUUUAAUUGAUAUUAAGAGAAAGGAUCAGUCUUUGAUAACCCCAAGAACAAUGCAAGUUGUUUUAGCUAGAGUUGCUAAGGUUUGUUCGGUUAGAGAGACUGUAGAUAGUUUCAGGAGGUUUAAGAAGCUUGUUUCUGAAUUCGAUACAGCUUGUUUUAAUGCUUUGUUAAGGACAUUGUGUCAAGAGAAAAGUAUGAAGGAUGCUAGGAAUGUUUAUCAUAGUUUAAAGCAUGAUUUUCGGCCAAAUUUGCAGACUUUUAAUAUACUUUUGUCCGGGUGGAAGUCCUCGGAGGAAGCUGAGGGGUUUUUCAAUGAAAUGAGGGGAUUGGGUAUUAAACCGGAUGUUGUUUCAUAUAAUUGUUUAAUUGAUGUGUAUUGUAAGAAUAGAGAUAUAGAUAAAGCAUAUAGGGUGGUUGAAAAGAUGACAGAUGAGGAAAUUUGGCCUGAUGUGAUAACUUAUACGAGUAUUAUUGGGGGAUUGGGGUUGGUUGGUCAGCCUGAUAAAGCUAAAGAUGUUUUGAAGGAAAUGAAGGAGCAUGGAUGUUACCCAGAUGUUGCUGCGUAUAAUGCUGCCAUUAGAAAUUUUUGUAUAGCAAAGAGGCUUGGUGAUGCUUAUAAUUUGAUGGAUGAAAUGGUUGGAAAGGGUUUGAGUCCCAAUGCAACUACUUACAAUCUGUUCUUUAGGGUCUUCUAUUGGUCAAAUGAUUUGAGAAGCUCAUGUAGUUUGUAUCAGAGGAUGAUGGAUUCUGGGUGCCUGCCAAAUACACAAUCUUGUAUGUUUUUAAUUAGGUUGUUUAGGAGGCAUGAAAAGGUUGGGAUGGCGCUGCAGCUGUGGAAUGACAUGGUGGAGAAGGGUUUUGGGUCUUAUGUUUUGGUAUCUGAUGUGUUGUUUGAUCUGCUUUGUGAUAUGGGAAAGCUGGUGGAAGCAGAAAAGUGUUUCUUGGAAAUGAUAGAGAAGGGCCAUAAGCCUAGCAAUGUUUCUUUCAGGAGGAUCAAGGUGCUCAUGGAAUUGGCAAACAAGCAUGAGGCUGUUAAGAACUUGAAAGAGAAGAUGGCCAUUUUUGGGUCUUCAAUCCAGCUUCCUGGAGGUGAGGAGAACCUUGAAGAAACGGUAGAUCUAGACUCACUUAAUGUUAAUCAUGUAAAAACUAACUAGUGUGGCAACUAUGGUGGGAUUAUCAUAUGAAAACUUCUUUUAUGUUCGUAUUCUUGGGUUGGUUCUUCAAUCCAUCACCAAGUGGGGGCUAUUGGUCUGGAACAUUUGACUUGUUUUGGUCUAGUUCAGUGGUUUUCAAUUGGUUUUUAAAAACGAUGUCAAUAACUCUGUCAGACAAAGGAGGGGUUAAAUACUUUUUCCUGCUCCUAUGCAUGAUGCGAUACUCUGUUGGAGGUAGCAGAGUUGGUCUCCUUUCUUAUUGCACAAUGGCGGGAAUAGUAUUUUGUUUCAACAUACUUAUUUGCUUCUCCAUCUGGAAGUUGAUCUCAGUUCCUAUCAUUCCUAUGGAAUUCUCAAGUAGCAUUUGGAACUGAUAGUCUCACUGGAUGUGAGGAAGCUGACAUUUGAAACAUUUCCUCUAUAUAUUUUCACAGAAUCUGGAGCUGCAGGGCUGUCUGAUUUCUCUUCCUUCCCAUAAUAGCCUCAGAUUGCCACUGAAUUUCACAAAUAUGAUUUCUCUAUGCGAUGUUCAUUUAUUGCAGCAAUUUUCAGCAAGCUGGCAAAAGACCUUAAUUACUGAUCUGGGCUCAAGCUGUGGAUGUUUUAGUCAUAUUUUAAUUUAACCCUCCGAGUCUCUAGAUUUGGAAGCCCAAGCAGGGUGUGGCAGCCUGGAAUUACAACUUUUAUUUUGACUUCAUUUGAUUGUUAUAUAACAACGGUGAUAACUCAGCUGGAAUUUUAAUCCUUGGAGGGUAAGCUGUUAUUGGAGAAUUGCAGUGUCACAUCUUCAUUUUCGAUGAUGCUCAUGAUAUUCAUUGUGUGAAUCAGUCUCUGAUAUUGAUGUCUGUAAAACUACUACUGAACCCUGUUUUGGGCUACGGCAGGCUACCUGUUUGUUCUUUUCUGUGGCUUCCCAAUUGCUCCAUUCAUCAUCUUGAAAGGCCCCGUCCGCACUACUUUUAUCAUUCAUCUCCUAAACGUGCCCUAAAGCAUUCUUAAGAUUUAUAAUAAUAUUCUUAUAUUAAGCAAAAAUUAACAAUUAAUAUAAUAGAUUCAAUGCACUGGUCAAAAAACUAUUACCUAAUAUUGUAAUCUUAAAGAAUGUCUUUAAAACACUUCUCAGUUGAUCAGGUCUUAGAUAAAUCACACAAUUGCAAGUGGUUGGUCUCAAACCAGCAUAUUCAAGAAUACGAUGUAAAGAAAAAACUUAUACUGAAUAUUUAACAUUACAGUAAUGAAACGGGCUAACCAUCAAUUUCCACCAAGAAAAGAACGGCUGCAAAACUGGGGGAAUUUUUUUUUUUUUUUGCAGCUA
Molecule: messenger RNA, 2985 nt
Organism: Theobroma umbraticum
Lineage: Eukaryota; Viridiplantae; Streptophyta; Magnoliopsida; Malvales; Malvaceae
Product: Pentatricopeptide repeat (PPR) superfamily protein
Molecular function (GO): protein binding
Source: RefSeq, a predicted model, not a curated record